AUUAAUCAAGAUCUCAUAGCAAAGCUUAGAUCAGAAUUGAUGGGGAAGAAGGUGGCCAUAAUAGGAGCUGGGAUCAGUGGCCUUCUUGCCUGCAAGUACACUCUUUCAAAGGGAUUUCAACCGAUUGUGUUCGAGGCCUCGAGCAGCAUCGGAGGGGUAUGGACUGAAACUAUUGAGAGUACCAAGCUCCAAACUCCAAAAGCACUCUACGAAUUCUCUGACUUUCCAUGGCCUUCUUCGGUGACAGAGGACUUUCCAAACCAGCAUCAAGUUAUGGAUUACAUCCAAUCAUACGCUCAACAUUUCGACCUGCUCAAGCACAUUAAAUUCAAUACCAAAGUGUGUGGUUUAGAGUUUGAAGGUCCAUCGGAGGAUGAGUUGCAAUCAUGGAGUCUCUGGGGUGGCACCGGUGAGCCUUUCAACACAAAAGGGAAAUGGAAAGUUACCGUCGAAGAUAAGAAAAGCCCUUCAACUGAGUAUGGAUUCAAGCAGAUUUACCUGGUAGACUUUGUGGUCCUCUGCAUUGGACGAUUCAGUGGUGUUCCAAAUAUUCCCCAAUUUCCUCUGAACAAGGGUCCAGAAGAAUUUCAUGGCGAGGUCAUACACUCGAUGGAAUAUGCUGCCAAGGAUUACGAGAGCGCCACUGAAUUUGUGAAAGGAAAGCAAGUAACAGUUGUUGGGUUUCAGAAAUCUGCUUUGGACAUCGCCAUGGAGUGCUCAAAUGCAAAUGGGAUAGAAAAUCCAUGUACAGUGUUGUACAAGACAGAACACUGGCAUGUACCAGACUAUCUUCCAUGGGGUGUGCCUAUGGCGUUGCUAUACCUCAAUCGCUUCUCGGAGCUUUUGGUUCAUAAGCCCGGGGAAGGCCUCCUACUCUGUAUCCUUGCAACAAUUCUUUCACCUCUGAGAUGGGCAUUUUCAAAAUUUGUUGAAACCUACAUAGAUAAGAAGCUUGGGUUAUCUAAGUAUGGAAUGGUACCUAAGCAUAGUUUCCUUCAAGAAAUCAGUUCCUGUCUGAUCUCAACCGUGCCUGAAAAAUUUUAUGACCGAGUCCAAGAGGGAAGCAUUGUACUCAAGAAGUCUCCCAAAAGUUUCAGCUUUUGCCAAGAAGGCAUAUUGGUUGAAGGAGAUAACUCGGGCCCUGUGAAGACAGAUUUGAUCAUAUUGGCUACUGGGUAUAGAGGUGAUGAGAAGCUUAAAGACAUCUUUGUGUCUCCAACAUUUCAAUAUUACGUAGCUGGGUCACCUAAGUCCACUUUACCUCUCUACAGGGAAUGCAUUCAUGCACGGAUUCCACAAUUAGCUGUAAUUGGAUUCUCCGAAAGUAUCUCAAACUUGUACACAUCGGAGAUGAGGUGCAGAUGGCUAGCAGAGCUUCUUGGAGGCACAUUCAAGGUACCAAGCAUAAAAGAAAUGGAGAAAGAUGUGAAGCGAUGGGACGAGUAUGCCAAGCGAUACACCGGAAAAUACUACCGGAGAUAGUGCAUCGGAGCGUUGCAUAUAUGGUACAAUGACCAAAUGUGCAAGGAUAUGGGGUGGAACCCCAAAAGAAAGAAGAGUCUUCUCGCUGAACUAUUUGAACCAUAUGGUCCAACGGAUUAUAUAUCCUCAUAAAUAAUGAUAUCCACUGUCAAACUUAUAAUGUAGACUAUACACGAAUAAAAACAAAUUAAACACUGUUUUUGACAGAACAAAAACAUUUAAAUUAUUAUAUUGUAAUUGAUCAAGUUUUAUGAUGAAAGUUGCUAUUAAUUGACAAAUUGGGUUCGUUUUU
This is a messenger RNA of Fragaria vesca subsp. vesca, 1774 nucleotides long. RefSeq names its product probable flavin-containing monooxygenase 1-like. The coding region runs from base 40 to 1482 and encodes 480 amino acids. Gene Ontology annotation, molecular function: flavin adenine dinucleotide binding; N,N-dimethylaniline monooxygenase activity; NADP binding. The transcript has 5 exons. NCBI's taxonomy places the organism in Eukaryota, Viridiplantae, Streptophyta, Magnoliopsida, Rosales, Rosaceae. The record is from RefSeq and is a predicted model, not a curated record.